Molecule: messenger RNA, 831 nt
Organism: Ostrea edulis (European flat oyster)
Lineage: Eukaryota; Metazoa; Mollusca; Bivalvia; Ostreida; Ostreidae
Exons: 5
Coding region: 34-831 (265 amino acids)
Source: RefSeq, a predicted model, not a curated record
ACAACUGUAUCAGCGGCCAAUUAGUGUGGAAGGAUGUUCAAUUCAAUAUCAAAAUUAGUGUUUGUUCUUUCCUUUUUCUUAUCACAGAUUGUAUUUGCCGAGGCUGAGACAAGAGCCGGUUCCUACAGUAAUGUGUGCACUAGUUACUGUAAUACCAGUGUGUUCCACGGCUGUCAGUGUAAGAACGGUACCAUGUCAUGUGAAAGGGAAUCAGUCGGAAUUAUACUAAUGAUGAAUGUGACGAAAUGGAACCUUAACAGCAGCUGCUCUAUGUCCAUUAAUCAGACGUACAAUGGCAUCGGAUUUUGUCGAACUGAAAUUGAUAGUGUUGACGCUUUGCAGAGGAUUCCUCCUGGCAGCGGAAAUGCUUUUGCGCGGUUUUACUUUCCUGAGAGUGAUUUUCACAGUAGACCUCUGGUGACUUUCAAAGUGAGCUGUCCAGUCGCUGGAGUUCAUACACAACUUCUCUUUCUGGAAAAUGUAUUCAGUUCAAAGCAAUCUGCACCAAAAAACACAUUGUUUCUUGGAAAUAAUUCGGAAACUUCUCUCUGGGUAGAAACUGAGAUACAAGUUUACUAUGAUUGUUUUGUUGGUGAAAACCAGGUCUGUAACAAAUCUGGUCACGUGGGAUGUGCUCCAAAUUACUAUGGUAGCCAAUGUCAACGAUACUGUUAUUCUGCCAUGUUUGAGAACUGCACAUGCAACAACAACGGUGAUCUUAUUUGUCGAGACGAAAGCGUUGGAGCGUUUUUUGAAAUUCAGUUACUAACAACACAUAUCUCCAAGGAAGUAGAAAAUUCUACGUAUACGCUUACCAUCGAUCAAAGGUAA